Exophiala aquamarina CBS 119918 is the source of this 444-nucleotide messenger RNA. RefSeq names its product ubiquitin-conjugating enzyme E2-16 kDa. The coding region runs from base 1 to 444 and encodes 147 amino acids. Lineage: Eukaryota; Fungi; Ascomycota; Eurotiomycetes; Chaetothyriales; Herpotrichiellaceae. Gene Ontology annotation, biological process: ubiquitin-dependent protein catabolic process; protein polyubiquitination. Gene Ontology annotation, cellular component: nucleus. The transcript is spliced from 5 exons. Gene Ontology annotation, molecular function: ubiquitin conjugating enzyme activity. The record is from RefSeq and is a predicted model, not a curated record.
AUGGCUUUGAAGCGAAUCAACAAAGAACUUACAGAUCUCGGCCGUGACCCCCCCUCAUCAUGCUCCGCUGGUCCUAUGGGAGACGACCUGUUUCACUGGCAAGCAACCAUCAUGGGUCCCGGUGACAGUCCAUUCCAGGGUGGUGUCUUCUUCCUAGCGAUCCACUUUCCCACAGACUAUCCCUUCAAGCCACCAAAGGUCAACUUCACUACUCGAAUCUAUCACCCCAACAUCAAUUCCAAUGGCAGCAUUUGUUUGGAUAUUCUUCGAGACCAAUGGAGUCCUGCUCUGACGAUAUCUAAAGUGCUGUUGUCCAUUUGUUCCAUGCUUACCGAUCCCAAUCCCGACGAUCCUCUUGUUCCAGAGAUUGCCCACGUGUACAAAACCGAUCGUGCCCGCUACGAAGCAACUGCUAGAGAAUGGACGAGAAAGUUUGCAAUCUAA